Selaginella moellendorffii is the source of this 1565-nucleotide messenger RNA. Its product is annotated as lipid phosphate phosphatase 2. The record is from RefSeq and is a predicted model, not a curated record. NCBI's taxonomy places the organism in Eukaryota, Viridiplantae, Streptophyta, Lycopodiopsida, Selaginellales, Selaginellaceae. Gene Ontology annotation, molecular function: phosphatidate phosphatase activity. The transcript is spliced from 8 exons. Gene Ontology annotation, biological process: phospholipid metabolic process. The coding region runs from base 394 to 1245 and encodes 283 amino acids.
GGCAUGGACUGAAGCUCCAUUAGAAAACGAAGCCCUUGCUCGACGCGGGUUUCGAUCGGGUCAAGCGCGAGCGCGCGUUGAUAGCCGCCGGCUACCGGUGGAUCCCUCCUCGCGGCUACAUUUUCCAGUGAAAUAUCGACAGAUCUCACUCGGCGAUGCGGCAGGGAUGCCACAUUUCGUCCGUUUCCAGCGCCAUCCAUCAGCGGCAGCUUGUUCUUGAGCCCCGAGCCCCGACCCCCCCGAUCGAGCUGGGGUUCUAACAGGUUUGGCGGGAUUCUUGAGGUUUGGCGGGAUUCUCUAGCAGCUUCUGGUUCUUGAUCUCUGGCGUUGGAAGCGUAGCAGAUUUUCAAGAGGUUUAGAGAGAUUUGUGGUGGGGUGGGAUAUUCAAGCGCCAUGGCUGGCCAGAUCAGGGCUGUUUGUUGCCCUCUCUUUAGAUUCCAUCUACACGACUGGCUCGCGAUAAUCUUUCUUUUGGGCAUGGAGGCGCUGCUGCUUGUCAUCCAUCCCUUCAAGAGAUACAUUGGCGAGCCGAUGAUCGACGACUAUAAGUUCCCUUUCAAUAACAACACUAUCCCCGUUGCCGCCGUUCCGGUCAUAGCUCUCGUCAUUCCGUUGAUCUUUAUCAUUGGGUACUACAUCCGGAAUAGAGAUUUGCGGGAUUUGCACUACGGCUUUCUCGGCUUGCUUUUCGCGGUGCUUAUUACUGCUGUUCUUACUGAUGCGAUCAAAGACGCAGUUGGACGUCCAAGGCCUGAUUUCUUCUGGCGGUGUUUUCCAGAUGGCAUACCGUUAUACACGACGAGAACUCGGGAAGUUAUGUGCACUGGUGACAAAGCCGACAUACGUGAAGGCUACAAAAGUUUUCCAAGUGGCCACACAUCAUGGUCUUUUGCAGGGUUGGGGUAUCUUUCCCUCUAUCUUGCGGGAAAGAUAUGUGCGUUCGAUCGCCAGGGUCGUGUUGCCAAGCUGAUCAUUGUCGUCGUCCCGUUGCUCGGUGCAACGUUGGUUGGGAUAUCACGCGUUGAUGACUAUUGGCACCAUUGGCAAGACGUGUUUGCCGGGGCUAUCAUAGGCCUGACUAUGGCACAUAUUUGCUACAGACAACACUUUCCUAGUGUGUACGAUGAAUACAGCUUUUCUCCAUAUCCCGAGAGACGCGCUCCGGCCGACUGGCCACCACCACGAGCUAACGGUAGCGUUAGAGAUCUAGAGAACGGGAGAGAUGUGGAGAUCUCCAGAUUAUAGCUGCGACUGUGAUGGGUGUAUACUCUGCUGCAGUGACAUGACAUACGCACUUUGUGUCACCUCGGACCUUGCCUGUUGGACGAGUCUUCGUCAAGAAUUCCUCUUCCUCGGGGUGGGGCUCGCCGCCGCUGGAUCAAAGAUUCCAAACGCGAAGUAAGGGCUUCUCCAACUUUUCCUGUAGCGCUUUCCUAAAGCAAAAGUUUUUAUCCUCGCAGGACUUUUUCAAACAAGAUUCUGGUCUAUGGUCAUAUGCAAUGAUCAAAGUUGUCUGUGUUUAGACAGUCUGGUUGGAUUGAUAAUAUGAACAAGAAUUUGGUGUC